Messenger RNA from Vespa velutina, 1901 nucleotides. Its product is annotated as inositol monophosphatase 2-like. Gene Ontology annotation, biological process: signal transduction; inositol metabolic process; phosphatidylinositol phosphate biosynthetic process. Bases 230 to 1078 code for a protein of 282 amino acids. Lineage: Eukaryota; Metazoa; Arthropoda; Insecta; Hymenoptera; Vespidae. Gene Ontology annotation, molecular function: inositol monophosphate 1-phosphatase activity. The record is from RefSeq and is a predicted model, not a curated record. The transcript is spliced from 7 exons.
GUAGUUUUAGGCUGACCAACUGAUGACAAUCGAUCUAUCGACAGUCCGAAAGUAUUUUUAAAUCAUUGAUCGUUUCAAACCCGAACUUCAGGAACGUCGCGUCGCUCGAUUUAAUUACCCAAGCGUACACGUAAAAUAGAUAUCAUUGCUUAAGAAGAUAAGAACGAAGCAGACAUCUCGCAUAUCUAAUCGAACAGUCACUCUAACGAAAGUCUCUUUCUCGACAAUUAUGGCAAAUGAUCAGGAUAUUUCGAAAUAUUUUGAAUUCGCAAAAAAUCUAACUUUAGAAGCUGGAAAGUUGAUUAAAAACGUCGAUGAUACGGAAAAAGUUGUCGAAACUAAAUGGAUAGAAAAAGAUUUAGUAACAAAUUUUGACCACAAAAUAGAGGAAUUCUUGAUCAAUGCUCUUAACAAGGAAUUUCCUGAUCACAAAUUCAUCGGGGAAGAAACAAUUGGCCUAUCAAUAUUACCAGAAUUGACUGAUUCACCAACAUGGUUAAUCGAUCCGAUCGACGGUACAGUUAAUUUCGUACACUCUUUUUCGCAAUACUGCAUCUCGGUUGGUUUAGCGAUAUGUAAGGAAAUAGUCCUAGGAAUAAUUUACAAUCCUAUUAAUUGCGAACUAUAUACGGCAAAAAAAGGCCAAGGUGCAUUUCUAAAUGAAAAACCUAUUCAAGUGUCCAAAGUAACAGAACUGAAGAAGAGUUUAUUGGCGUUUGAAGUGGGGAGUUUGCGAAUGUACAAAAACCGUGACAUCGCUUUGGGUAGAUUCUUGGCUUUAUUCGAAGCAUCCCAAGCUAUCAGAAACGUAGGCUCGGCUGCGUUAUCGAUGGCAUAUGUGGCUAAAGGCGUAAUCGAUUGCUUUCAAAUGGAUGGUCUUCAACCUUGGGACGUGGCAGCAGGAAUGAUUAUAGUUAGUGAAGCCGGUGGUACCUUACUAGAUUCGAAAGGUGGACCUUUCAAUCUAAUGAAACCAAACACCGUAGUCGCGUCUACAACGCAAUUGGCUUGCGAGAUGACGAAACUGAUCGUUGAUACCGAUUUGAAAACCCAAAGAAAAAGACUUCGAAGAACUUGAUCGUAUUUUUUACUAACAUGUAUAAUAUUGUAUAAAUUAAGAUAUAAUGAAAUAAUUCUCCUAUUUCUAAACAUGUAAAUGUUCGAUUAUUAGUUUCAUACAUCGUAAUAAUACGUGAAAAAGCUGAUAAAAGAAUAAAAAACAAUAAAUAAAUAAUUAAAUAAAGGAUGGUCGAAGAUGAAGAAUGAGUUCACUGAUGAGGGAAAAAAAAGUGACAACAAAAAAAAAAUCUCAACGUGAAAUCGUCGCACGUGAUAGGUCACGAGGUACAAUUAGAUAUGAAAUUUAUUCUACGUGAACGGUAUUACGUAAAUUUUAAUAAUAUUGAAUCAAGAUAGAAUCAAUUUAUCCUUUCCUAUAUUUAAUUCCUCAAUUAGCUUGAUAAACAUUUCGUAGGCUUACGUUGUAUUUUGUUUUAAAUACACAAUAAUCUUAAAGUGUUAUCGGUAAAAUUAUUUAAGGCUACUCACAUGUACCGAAUGUAAUUAAAAUUAUCGUUGCUCAUCAACAAUAUUAUCUUGUUAUAACAAACACAAUUAGAUCUACUACAUUAUUAGUAUUAUUAAAAAAUAUACAUUUGCAUGAGAACAUUUUCAUACAACAUCGAGAUGAGAUAAGAUCAAAGAUAAGAUCAUUCAGCAUGAAAUUAGAAAAAUUAUGUUUAAUCAAUGAAUCGUCAUCAUCAUCUCGAAUCUUACUUUUAUACCCACUCCAAGAGAAUCAUUAGUAAGAAGCAUAAGAAACAGAACAUUGUAACGAAGACAGUCUACCUUGAAGCCUUUUCAUAAGCCGAUCGUAAACGAGUUAUUCUACACUACGUUAA